GGCAGAGAAGGAGACGAUAAGCGACGAGCCGUUGACGAAGGAUGUGAUGGCAGUCAACGCGGACGCCAUCGAAGACCCGGAGGAAUCAGAUGAACCAAAUGUUACGUUCAAAUCAUUGGGCGUGACUGAAGUGUUGUGUGAAUCGUGUGAAGCACUCAAAUGGCAUAAACCAACGAAAAUACAGAUACAGUCCAUUCCUAUUGGCCUCCAAGGUCGAGAUAUCAUUGGUUUGGCCGAAACGGGUUCGGGAAAGACCGGCGCUUUCGCUAUACCUAUACUUCAGGCGCUGUUAGAAACUCCUCAAAAGCUCUUCGCUUUGAUUUUAACGCCGACUCGAGAGCUGGCCUUUCAGAUCAGCGAACAGUUGAUGGCUUUGGGAUCGAGUUUUGGCCUCAAAUGCGCGACAAUCGUUGGCGGAAUGGAUAUGAUUAACCAAUCGAUGAGUUUGGCCAAAAAGCCGCACAUAAUAGUGGCCACUCCGGGACGACUGGUCGACCACUUGGAGAAUACGAAAGGUUUUAAUCUAAAGAGUUUGAAAUAUCUGGUGUUAGACGAAGCCGACAGAAUCCUGAACAUGGAUUUUGAACAAGAAGUGGACAAACUAUUGACUGUUAUUCCCAAAGAGAGAAACACUUUCAUGUUUUCGGCCACAAUGACUAAAAAGGUGCAGAAAUUACAGAGAGCUUCGCUCAAAGACCCGGUCCGAGUGGAGGUGUCGUCCAAAUACCAAACUGUUGAUAGUCUGCAACAGCAC
Molecule: messenger RNA, 754 nt
Organism: Medioppia subpectinata
Lineage: Eukaryota; Metazoa; Arthropoda; Arachnida; Sarcoptiformes; Oppiidae
Source: the annotation of a GenBank genome assembly